Molecule: messenger RNA, 2063 nt
Organism: Alnus glutinosa
Lineage: Eukaryota; Viridiplantae; Streptophyta; Magnoliopsida; Fagales; Betulaceae
Exons: 9
Coding region: 331-1704 (457 amino acids)
Biological process (GO): positive regulation of ERAD pathway
Molecular function (GO): ubiquitin protein ligase activity
Source: RefSeq, a predicted model, not a curated record
AAAGCCGAGGAAAGGUCAGAGAGGCCCCCCCUCUCCCCGCCCCCAUUACGUCUGAAGAGAGCCUCUCUGGUCCGCAUUUCGCAGUCGUUGACCUGUCGGAAUCCUAAAUUUUUCUUUUGGGGUUUCCAUUUCUAUACGCCCAUCGACCGGGGAGACUAAUAUUUGACCGAUCGUAUUUGCCGCUUUAGAAGCAACGGAAAAGGGCGGAAAGACUAUUUCCUUCUUUCGUCUGGCACCUGAGGGUUAGGGUUUGCAUGAUGAUGAUUUGAAAAUUGGAGGUCCUCCACGGAGUUUCGCUUUCGAAGGGUUAGGGUUCAAGAAUUCAGUCGAAUGGAAACGUCCGGAAACAAUCCCGAAGUGGCGUACAGGAGACGAUACGGAUUGCUAUCUGCUUCGAAUAUCAUUCAGGCACCACUAUCGGCGUUGUUGGAGUACUCGGGUCUUGUUCGUGCCAGGUCUAAUCACCAAGAGGCCGAGGGUUUGAUUCACGGACGCGUCUCUUCCCUCCAUGCUCAGCUCGACCAGCCUACAACGAGUACCCCCAACCAUGGGGAGGUCUCCAUUAGGAUAAUCGGUGCAGGGGAGCACGACCAACAUGAUGAUAGGGAAGCCACAUCCACUGGAUUGGUAGUUGGGCAGCAGCAGGGUGGAGAGGUCGCUGCUCCUAAUGAAACGGUUGGGAUGGCAUCGGAGGGCCAGGAAGGAGAUUCCACGAUUGAUCGUGGCGGAGUGGGAGAGGGAAUUUCCCAAUCCGUAAGCGCAGGUGCUGAUGGAGAAGCUGUGGAUGGAAGCACGGCUAAUGGGAGGGACUCUUCUUACCAGAGAUAUGAUAUUCAGCAGGCUGCUAGGUGGAUUGAGCAGGUCCUCCCCUUUUCUUUGCUUCUGUUGGUGGUCUUCAUUCGGCAGCAUUUGCAAGGUUUCUUUGUUACUAUUUGGAUUGCUGCGGUCAUGUUCAAGUCAAAUGAUAUUCUACGUAAACAGACAGCUCUGAAGGGAGAGAGGAAAAUAUUUGUUCUGAUUGGCAUUUCUCUUGCAUUCACAAUUCAUGUGGUUAGCGUUUACUGGUGGUAUCAGAAUGACGAUCUUUUGUCUCCAUUGGUGAUGCUUCCUCCAAAAGCUAUACCACCUUUCUGGCAUGCUAUUUUCAUCAUCAUGGUGAAUGAUACCCUGGUUCGGCAGGCAGCAAUGAUACUCAAGUGUAUUCUCUUGAUGUAUUACAAGAACAGCCGAGGCCGAAAUUAUCGUAAGCAGGGUCAAAUGCUUACUUUGGUUGAAUAUUUGCUGCUACUGUACCGUGCCUUACUGCCAACACCGGUCUGGUAUCGUUUCUUCUUGAACAAAGAAUAUGGAAGUCUCUUUUCAUCACUGAUGACAGGGCUGUAUCUAACAUUCAAGCUCACAUCCGUUGUCGAGAAGGUGCAAUCCUUCUUUGCGGCAUUGAGAGCAUUAUCACGUAAAGAGGUGCAUUAUGGGGCUCAUGCAACAUCAGAGCAGGUUAACGCAGCAGGAGACAUGUGCGCUAUUUGUCAGGAGAAGAUGCAUGCUCCUAUUCUACUUCGUUGUAAACACAUAUUUUGUGAAGAUUGUGUGUCAGAGUGGUUUGAGAGGGAACGGACUUGCCCGUUGUGCAGGGCUUUGGUCAAACCUGCUGAUCUCAAAUCGUUCGGCGAUGGAUCAACUAGUCUCUUUUUCCAGUUGUUCUAAAUUCUUUUGCUGUAAACCGGGGAGUUUUUCUGGUUUGAAGCUCUAAAUCCUUAUUCAAAUCAGCUUUCUCCUGAUCUCUUCGGCUACAUAAGUAAUUUGACUGUAUUUGGCUCUGCCUUGCUCGUGGGUUGCACUGGAAAGCUAAUUGAAGUGCGUGGCUAGUAUUGAACUGGCAAUAUGUUCAUACGUUGUAUUAAGAAAUGUUGAAAUGUAUGUAAUGGGCCCUUAAAGAUAGAGGAAGUUUUAUGGAAAAAAAAAAAAAAAAAAAGAGAAGAAGCUACAGAGGAACUAGUUGUAAGUACUUAUCAUAUAUGUCAAAUUUGCCAUGAAUGAAAAUUUUUUUUCCCUUUUUUUUUUCA